Ruditapes philippinarum (Manila clam) is the source of this 2851-nucleotide messenger RNA. RefSeq lists its product as uncharacterized. The transcript has 2 exons. Gene Ontology annotation, molecular function: oxidoreductase activity. Bases 171 to 1628 code for a protein of 485 amino acids. The record is from RefSeq and is a predicted model, not a curated record. Lineage: Eukaryota; Metazoa; Mollusca; Bivalvia; Venerida; Veneridae.
UGGCUAGUGAUAUAUACACUAACUGAAUCAGACAGUGUUUUAAAAUCGUAUUUCGGUGAAUAAUUGUGCCUGAUAUGUUGAUAAAUAAUCGUGCUGGUAUUGUUUGGCAAUAUUGAUCUGGGAUAUUUGAAUAUUCAAUUAUCUUUUGUCGAUGGAUAUUGACUAAAAUAAUGAAUCAUUUCAAUAUGAAUCGUAAACAGAAUACAUAUUUUAAGAUCUUAUGGAUUUUAAGUAUAACAAGCAUCGGAAAAACUUUAUCAUGUAAUUACACGAUGACACCUGUAACUGGAACAUUUGGAGGGAAAGUUGAUGGAAUAAGAAUUAACAAUAUUGACAAGGAAUGUGCUGAUAAACUGAAACAAGAUGCAUUUAUGUAUCGAUUUCUACUUUAUCCCAACCAAGAUUUACAAUGGCAAGAUCAGGUGCGUUUCACGGAGCUUUUAGGAACUCCUUUCACAGAAACAUCGUCAAUAAACCGUAAAAAACAUGAGAAGAUUCCGGACCCUCGAUUGGGACUCUUUUCCAAUGAUCCCUUGGAAGGAAUUACGUCAGUGGGAGUGGAAGGUUGGCACGUGGAUGGAAAUGUUGCGGAAACUCCACACAUGUUUACAAUAAUAUACUGUAUAAGCAAUAACAAAAACGGACCAACAUUAGUGGUGCCAUUAAAAGAAGUGGUCGACAUGCUUAGUAACGAGGAGAAAGACAAGCUGGAGAAUAUUUUCUUUGUAAGUGGUCAUAAUUCUAGUAUCAUACAUCCUCUAUUGUAUAAAGAUCAACAUAGAAAUGAUGAUACAAUUAUGCUGGCACUCGGUAAAUUAUCUGGACAAUAUUUGGAGGAAAUGACAGACGGUACUAAACGCGAAAUGUCAAUAGAAGAAACAAAAGCUGUACAGGACCUUCUUGAAGUUAAGGUAUUAAGUUCAAAUAAGAUAUAUUCACAUCAGUAUUUACCAGGAGACAUGCUAAUGUUAUAUAACCCCUCUGUGGCGCAUAUUGCAGGUCCCGGCUCUCAAACACCGAGAGAAAUAAAUGGACUUAGGCUUAUGAGUCGUACCACUGUCCUAGGUAAAGAAAAGCCAACCAAAGUUUCAAAUAUUCAGUAUGAAUGUUCAAUGUUACCACCUUUUGAUUCCGGUUAUUGUUUAUUUUCUCUAAAAGAUUCCGUGUUCUACCCAAAGAUCGGUGAAUUUGAUUCGCAAGAAAAGGCCAGAAAACAUUGUAAGCGUAUAAAUGAAAAUGCCGACCUCGCAAUCCUGCCCACUGUAGAAUGGAAUGACAAAGUGAAACCAAUCAUAUCAUGUACUGGUGUUCCACAUUGGUUAAAUGCUAAAAAUCCUUCAGAUCAGGACGUAUAUUGGGAAGGAAUAGACUCUAAAAGUGAGUUUCUACUUUGGGAUGUUAGUAGUAAACAACCUAACGACUGUGAUAUGAUAGAAGAUUGUGUAAUAGUAGGACCUCAUGGACAUUGGUUUGAUGUACCAUGUAGCGGACCGAAAACAAAACCUGGUUCAGACCCAGGUCCGGUAAUGACUUGGGAAAAUGGUGAACGGAAAAUGUUUAACAUUUAUCCGUUGUGUGGUGUUAAAAUGAAAUAUUUAAGAAAAACAGAUUCUGUUAAAAUGGUUUAAAAAGUGACAUUAUCAAUGUAUUUAUCUAUUCUACAUAAAUAAUUGCGAAAUACUGUACGGCAUGUUGAGGUCAUUCCGAGUUUAAAGUGAGGUCAAAUAUUAGUUCCAUAUGAACAUUAAAAUGUCUUCAUUUUUCUAAAUUUUUAAAGUGUUUUAGUGUGUGAUAAAGCAAAAGCAGACGUUAAAACAGCCGCCUUAUUACCGUAUUUUGUGAAGCAAUGCAGGCUACAAUGUACAUAGUUUAUGUUGGCGACUGGGUUAAAAUGUGUGUCAUAGAGAUAAAAAUAUGGCGUUAUCUUUAUUUUGACAAUAGUCUAAUUUUUAUACAAUAUUAACCCUUACCACGUUAUAUAUCUUAAAUGGACUUGCCCAUCUUUCAUUAUAAACAAAACCAUUCAUCAUUUAAGGGAAUUAUUCGCUGAAUAGCGAGUUAAAGCGCAGACAAUGAUCAGACGACACGGGUCGCUUGGGUAGAACCUGUUGCGGUCAGCAGGCUAAACAUCUUUAUAGUUUCAGUGGUUCACUUAUAUUCUUAGUACAAAGCGUAUAAUUAAAUAAAGCCUCGGCAUAUGUUAUAAUAACUGAAAAUGAAUCUUGUCACACAGACUAGAUGGAAUAAUUUCAUUCUAACUGAUCUAUAAAUGAGCAUGUUAACAAAAAGAAAAUUUACUAAAAAACCCAUAGUAAGGUAUUAACCAUAAAUAUUAGACUAGAAUCUGAAGUUCUUGUCUUUGCAUAGAGAGGCAUGAGUGAAACUACUGUUAAAAUGAACUGAUACAUGAUUCAAUGGUAUGUCCAUACUUUUUGAUAUAGAACAAAACUCGACACAUUAUAACAAUGACCUUGACCAUCGUUGUUUCCUAGUAGCAUUAAGCCCUAACUUUAUAACAAUGACCUUGACCAUCGUUGUUUCCUUGUAGCAUUAAACCCAAACUUUAUAACAAUGACCUUGACCAUCGUUGUUUCCUUGUAGCAUUAAGCCCUAACUUUAUAUCAAUGACAUUGACCAUUGUUGUUUCCUAGAAGCAUUAAGCCCAAACUUUAUAACAAUGACCUUGACCAUUGUUGUUCCCUAGUAGCAUUAAGCCCUAACUUUAUAGCAAUGACCUUGACCAUCGUUGUUUCCAAGUAUCAUUUAGCCCUAACUUUAUAGCAAUGACCUUGACCAUUGUUUCCUAGAAGCAUUAAGCCCUAACUUUAUAACAAUGGCCUUGACCACCAUU